AUGAAAUCUAAAGUUAAAGAUGAGUUCACCACUCCUAUGACUUCUUUCCCAAGAGAGGACUUUAAGCGUCCAUUCUUAGUUGAUAAUGACACACCAGAACUCUGUUGCAAAGAUAGUGACUACGCAUUAGUUUUUGUUCCAGAUGAAGAGUGGGAGAAACUAAAUGAAUGGUCCUUGAAUCCCACUCGACUUAAGAUUGGGCCAUCCAUUUUUGAUGGAACGUUAUGUAAACGUAUAAUUGGGCCUGGUCAAUGGUUCAAGAACUUUAGAAAAACUGAGAAUCAUCUAUUUAAAUGGAUUGAUGAAGCUUUGAUUGACGAGAUACGAAUGGUGGAUGCAAAACAUGAGAUGGUUGCUGAAGGGAUUGCUAAGUUUCAAGAAAUUGUUAUGGAAAAGGUGAAGUCCGAGAUGGUUAGAGUGGAACAUGAGAUGUCGGAAAAGCUCAAUGAUAAGGUGAACUUGGAGAUUUCUAGAGUUGCACAGGAGAUGAAAUAG
Eruca vesicaria subsp. sativa (arugula) is the source of this 495-nucleotide messenger RNA. The record is from the annotation of a GenBank genome assembly. NCBI's taxonomy places the organism in Eukaryota, Viridiplantae, Streptophyta, Magnoliopsida, Brassicales, Brassicaceae.